This is a messenger RNA of Solanum pennellii, 984 nucleotides long. RefSeq lists its product as uncharacterized. The record is from RefSeq and is a predicted model, not a curated record. Gene Ontology annotation, biological process: regulation of cyclin-dependent protein serine/threonine kinase activity; mitotic cell cycle phase transition. Gene Ontology annotation, cellular component: cytoplasm; cyclin-dependent protein kinase holoenzyme complex; nucleus. Gene Ontology annotation, molecular function: cyclin-dependent protein serine/threonine kinase regulator activity. The coding region runs from base 84 to 926 and encodes 280 amino acids. Lineage: Eukaryota; Viridiplantae; Streptophyta; Magnoliopsida; Solanales; Solanaceae. The transcript is spliced from 5 exons.
AAUUUUCUGUUUCUACAGUUAUUCUUUGCUCUAUAUGAAAACAAAAUCCCCAAGAAAUAACUAAUCAAAAGAAGAAGAAAAAAAUGGCAGAAGAUUGGGGUGAUAUCUUCAAAAAUCUUCAAAUGAGUGCAAAUGAAGAAGCUAUUUUCAAAGGUGAUUACGAAAGAGAAUUCGUCCAUAAACAAAUUUUAGCAGAAGAAUUUGAAGAUAUUGGAGAAGAUAACGAAGAUUACAUCGAAAACAUGCUUAAAGAAGAAGAGAAAAUCGCCAUUGCUGGACUCACUAACAUACUUCCAUUAAGAACACUCAGCCUUCCAUGGCUUCUUGAAGCUCGCCGUACUGCAAUCUACAACAUUGUCUACAUAGGAGGAUGUAAUGGAGUCAGAAAAAUCACAGUUUACACAGCAAUGAUUUAUGUUGAUAGGUAUCUUUCAUCAGUACCAAAAAAACCAAUAUUGCCGAUUGCGAAAUUAUUGGCAAUUUCAUGUUUAUAUUUGGCUUGUGAGCAAUUUGAAGAAUAUGAAUGUCAAAUUUCAACAUCAAACUAUAUAGGAAGCAUAAUGAGUAUGAAGUACAAUAUUAUUACACAAUUCAAAUGGAUUGUAACUUUUCUUACUCCAAUUCAGUUCGUCAAAUAUUUCUUGUCAAGAUUCUGUAGAGAUAUUUCAAGAAAAUUGUACGCCAAAUCCAUAACUGUUGAAGUCAUCAUGAGUACAAUUGGAGAUGUGAAGUUAAUGAGUGUUAGAGCAUUUGUAAUAGGAGCAGCAGCAACAUUAUUAGCAUCAAAUUCAAAUAUAUUGACACAUGAAAUGAUAAAGGAUGAGAUUAAUGCCUUGCCUAAAAAAUGGAUUAUUCCAAUUGAUGAGGUGUGCUCUUGCUAUGAUAAUUUGCUAGAGACCAAUAAGCACAGACUUGACAUAAGUUGAUAAUUUGGACUGUAAUUUGCUGUUUUAUGUAUAAUAUUUUGGACACAAACAGAAAUAU